Drepanopeziza brunnea f. sp. 'multigermtubi' MB_m1 is the source of this 1608-nucleotide messenger RNA. RefSeq lists its product as uncharacterized. The record is from RefSeq and is a predicted model, not a curated record. NCBI's taxonomy places the organism in Eukaryota, Fungi, Ascomycota, Leotiomycetes, Helotiales, Drepanopezizaceae.
AUGCAUCUAUCGGGCUCGCUGGAGGCUCGCCAGCAGGGCCAGUCGGGGGGAGCGCCUGGAACUCAGCCAACCAACAGUCUGCAGCUUUCAAUCACCAGCUCACCUGCAGCUUCGCCGACCUCCUCAUCGAGUUCUUUGCCCCCGACUGCCACAGACACGCUGGAUCUUGGGCCUGGGAUCGGCGAAACCAACACUGCCGUGUUGAUCUCUGUCAUGGCAGUCCUCGGUGCCGUAUGCGCUCUCACAAUCGGCUUCAUCCUCCUCCGCAAGAUGCGGCUGAAGCACAAGAAUCCAAAAUACGUACCGACGCCAUUCCUCAAGAAUGCCUGGCAGAGAUGGAACCCUUCGAUUCGACCCUACAGCACUGGCGCGACCGAGUCCCUAGAGCCCAUAUCCCGCAACGGCUCAAACCAGGCAUCGGCGACGGUUCACGCUGCGACAGGGGCCGUGGUGGACAGGGCUGCCAGUGUGAGAUCGGUGAUGACAUUACCUGCGUACCGCGCGAAUGCGCUUACGAACGAACGAGUGCUGGGGAGGGAGGGAGAAAGAGGAGGGAUAGAUGUGGUGGUUGAGUUUCCAGAGGCACCGGAGGAGGAAGAAGAGAGGAGAGAGGAGGAGAUGGAGGCGCUGUACCAAGUCCGGCUUGCUCGUCGCCGCGAAAACGAAGAGAGAGAGGAACGCAGGCGAUUACGAAGAGAGGCCCGGGAACGAGGCGAUUACGUCGCACUGAGAGCAAUGGCUGCUAGCGCCAGAGCAGCCCAUGGAGCCAGUGCCGGACAGACGGUCGAGGAGCUGCGGGCUGAGCAUGAACGGAUCAAGAAGGAGAGGCAAAAACCUGUUGCUGCAGUCGCAUACGGAGAUCUUGGGGUCGCGAGACACGAUGGCACGAGGAUACGGGCGAACAGCGUGGAUAGCGAACACCAGGGCUUGCUGGGCGACGCGGCUAGUAUUGCAACUACCUCGCGUCAUCACCACCGGCGUGAACGCAGCACGUCUUCAAUCCUCAGUAUCGAUACGCAGAACUCCGACUUACCCUCCCCGCGCAUACCCUCCCCGCGCAUCAUCACACGAUCAAGAGGGAAUUCCAAUGUGAGCCAUCAGACAAAUAGGAGACCCUCAACAAGCCCUGAGGGGAGAGCGGGCAGUAGUCCCGAGAUGAUCAAUCAAGAGAAUGUACCGCCGAAUAGCCCACCUAGAUACGAAAACACGUCCUCAGCCAUACUGCGUGACGAAAAUUCGCAUCCGCCUCACGAACCGCCGCCGGACUACCAAUCUCCCAUCCGAGGACGAGGCGAACUUCCCAGGAACGACUCUCCCCUCCCGCCUUCUCCCAUCCGAGGACGAGGCGAAAUUCCCAGCAACGACUCUGCCCUCCCGCCUAUGUCGCCCGUCUCCCCUCUGUGCCCCGAUUUCCGACUCUCGAGCAUAGCGAUAUCGGUAGACGGUGACGGGGAACCGCAGAGCCCAGCUGGGCACCUGGCGAGCGAGAAUCGGCCGAGCAGUACGAGUGCGACGCAGCUGCCUUAUUUGAGCCCGCUGCCAACUAUACAUGUUGAUCCCGCAUCCCCUAGCAUUGGGAGCACCGACGAUGUCUCGCCGCGACGCUAG